Messenger RNA from Baudoinia panamericana UAMH 10762, 748 nucleotides. RefSeq lists its product as uncharacterized. Gene Ontology annotation, biological process: iron-sulfur cluster assembly. Bases 164 to 748 code for a protein of 194 amino acids. NCBI's taxonomy places the organism in Eukaryota, Fungi, Ascomycota, Dothideomycetes, Mycosphaerellales, Teratosphaeriaceae. The record is from RefSeq and is a predicted model, not a curated record. The transcript has a single exon.
AAAUCGCCAUCUAAGACAUCCCACUCAACGAGCAACAAUAAGGGGUCGAAGGUCCAGCGAGCGAUUGCAGGCACGACAGAGGUGCCAAAGGUUUCAGCUUCCCAACUGCCGGUCUUCGUUCACAUUGGCCCGUACCGACUACCGGAAAAAGCUUUCGACGACCAUGGAGGCCGACAAGGACAACGCCAACCCUACCAUUCUGAACCCGUCCGAUCUCCCAUCCCGCCGUAGAUCCGCUCCAACGGCGAAGCGGGUAGGAAUCUUCGAAGCUCUAGCGCCUGCGAACAUCAGCCCUGCUGACCCGCUGGCACCGCCUGUGGCUUCAGACUCCACGCUAUCAGACGACGAACGGGAGGAGAUUGACGAACAAGAGGUGUACGACCUCAUCUCCACUAUCUCCGACCCGGAGCAUCCUCUGUCGCUUGGGUCUCUGGGCGUAGUGACGCUGGACGAUAUCGCUAUCAUCCCACCUGCGUCGCCGCGCUCGCGUAUCAGUAGCGUUAGGGUUCUCAUUACGCCAACCACCUCGGCUUGUUCUUUGACGACAGUCAUUGGCCUUGGCGUCAAAGUUAGGCUGCUCAACGCGCUACCGCCUCGGUUCCGAGUCGACGUGCGUAUCAAGGAGGGUACUUCGCGUACCGCUGACGAGGUCAACAAGCAGCUAGGCGACAAGGAGCGGGUCGCUGCCGCCAUGGAGAACAGGUCGCUAGUCAAUGUCGUCAACAACAUGCUAGCGACCUGCGCGUAA